AUGGGUUUCCCGGGCAGGCUGGCGGUGCUGCCAAAACUUGUGGCGGCGGGCCGGGCCGGCGGUGCCUGGCGGCGGCGGGACCGGCUCUGCGCGGGGGUCCCGCUCCCGGGCCGCGCCGCCGCUGCCCUCCGCCCGCCACCCGGCAGCCGCGCCGCCUCCUCAAGGGCCCUGGGCGACUACGAGGAAGUUUUCCGGUCUUCCCUGGCGGAGCCCGAGAAAGUCUGGGGAGCGGCCGCUGAACAGAUCCGGUGGUACAAGCCCUGGGUCCGGACUCUGGAGAGAGGCAGCGCGGGGAGCGCCUCCUGGUUUGUAGGUGGAGAGCUGAAUAUCUGUUACAAUGCUGUAGAUCGUCAUGUUGAGAAUGGACGAGGAGACCAAGUUGCCAUUAUUUAUGACAGUCCUGUAACAAAUACCAAAGAGAAAAUAACAUAUAAGGAACUUUUUGAGCAGGUCUCCAAGUUAGCUGAUGUCAUGAUCAGACAUGGUGUGAAGAAAGGAGAUCGUGUGGUCAUCUACAUGCCCAUGAUUCCACAGACAGUGUACUGCAUGCUGGCUUGUGCAAGAAUAGGAGCCAUCCAUAGCUUGAUUUUUGGUGGAUUUGCAUCUAAAGAACUUUCUGUUCGCAUUGAUCAUGCAAAGCCCAAAUUUAUUGUAACAGCUAGUUUUGGAGUAGAACCGAAAAGAAAAGUGGAAUACAUAUCCCUCCUAGAAGGAGCACUGGCAAGGACGCAGAGCAAACCUGAUAAAGUUCUCAUUUACAAGCGACCUAAUUUGGGCCACGUUCCUCUUACUCGAGGUCGUGAUCUUGACUGGGAAGAAGAGCUUGCAAAAGCACAGUGUUCUAGAUGUGUCUCAGUUCCCUCAGACCAUCCACUUUAUAUUCUGUAUACAUCUGGAACAACAGGCUUGCCCAAGGGUGUUGUCAGACCAACAGGUGGCUAUGCAGUUAUGCUAAACUGGACAAUGUCAGCUGUAUACGGACUCACACCUGGUGAGGUGUGGUGGGCAGCUUCUGAUUUAGGCUGGGUUGUUGGUCAUUCCUAUAUUUGCUAUGGACCUCUCCUUCAUGGGAAUACUACAGUUUUGUAUGAGGGGAAGCCUGUGGGAACGCCAGAUGCUGGUGCCUAUUUCCGUGUGCUAGCAGAGCAUGAAGUAGCUGCCUUCUUUACUUCACCAACUGCAAUUAGAGCAAUCCGUCAGCAGGACCCUGAGGCAACCUUGGGAAAGCAGUACUCUCUGAAAAGGUUCAGAACAUUAUUUGUAGCUGGCGAGCACUGUGAUGUGGACACGCUAAAAUGGUCAAAAGAAGUUUUCAAGGUACCUGUCUUGGACCACUGGUGGCAAACUGAAUCUGGUUCUGCAAUUACUGCUUCCUGUAUUGGUUUGGGAAACUCUACAACACCUCCACCCGGACAGGCAGGAAAACCUGUGCCAGGAUAUAAUGUGAUGAUUCUGGAUGAAAAUAAAGAACCAGUGAAGGCCAAGACUUUGGGAAAUAUUGUGGUAAAGUUGCCUUUGCCUCCUGGAGCAUUCUCAGGUCUUUGGGAAAAUAAAGAAACAUUCCAGAAGUUAUAUUUCCAAAAAUUUCCAGGAUAUUAUGAUACUAUGGAUGCUGGCUAUAUGGAUGAAGAUGGCUAUUUAUAUGUCCUGUCUCGAGCUGAUGAUGUGAUCAAUGUUGCUGGACACAGAAUUUCAGCAGGUGCGAUUGAAGAGUGUAUUCUCUUCCAUCCCGCUGUGGCGGACUGUGCUGUUGUGGGCCAGGAGGAUCCUUUAAAAGGACAUGUUCCAUUUGCGCUGUGUGUACUGAGACAAGGUAUAAAGACAGAAAAGAAUACGAUUUUGAAUGAGAUUGUUGAGCGAGUUCGAACUAACAUUGGCCCUGUAGCAGCUUUCCAGAAGGGGAUGUUUGUGAAACAGCUACCAAAAACACGCUCUGGCAAGAUACCACGUUCGGCUCUUUCUGCACUUGUCAGUGGAAAGCCAUACAAGAUAACACCAACCAUUGAAGAUGCUAGCGUGUUUAAACAUAUUGAAGAACUGCUAAAGAAAAAUUAAAUUGGAUAAUACAUCAAUAACAAACAUUUUAAUUACAGAAGUACAAAGAGACUUUCUGUCUGUUAAGAUUAUCACAUUUUAAAAACUAGUCAUGAUUUGGAACAAAAUGUUUUUACUGCAGAAACAUUACUGUGUUCUUUACCAUCUUGUCACAGCCAAUGACACAUAGUAAAGUCUCUGCAUGUUGUGAAUAUAUGCUGGUUAUUAAGAUGGCUAAGAAUUGCACAUAGAAUUCAUACAUUUCUAUAGUCUUAAAGGGGAGGAGUGAUGAGAUUAUCUGUAUGAUGUCAUGUAACCUUUCAUUUCAAUCUGUUUUUGUAUAAUGUGACCAGUAACUUGAGUUUGAAUACAACAGUUUACAAAAAGUAAGUCAUGAGGACAGCAAUAAACAGGAAUUUAAUUGUGAAAAUUGUUGAAGACAUAAAUUGUUCUCACUUGUAAAUUUGAAGCCUUUACAUCUUUUAAAUUUUUCUAAAAUUAAAAAUUUUAAAAUUAAUUUUCUUGAUUCCACUGAUUUCUUUUUUUUCCUAAGACUUUCUGCUAUAAAUUAGAUUCCUAUAAUUUUUUUACUCAAUAAGUUUCUGAAAUGUCUUUUUUGUAGAAUGAUAAAUAAUUUCUGGCUUUCAAAUAUGUGAAAAUCCUCAUUUGUCUGCUCAAUAAUACACACGAUUUUAAAUAAAGGCAGGCAUUUACUCUUUGCA
Messenger RNA from Lepidothrix coronata (blue-crowned manakin), 2756 nucleotides. It is a transcript of the gene ACSS3, whose product is annotated as acyl-CoA synthetase short-chain family member 3. NCBI's taxonomy places the organism in Eukaryota, Metazoa, Chordata, Aves, Passeriformes, Pipridae. The record is from RefSeq and is a predicted model, not a curated record. The coding region runs from base 1 to 2055 and encodes 684 amino acids. The transcript has 16 exons.